This is a messenger RNA of Clupea harengus (Atlantic herring), 2962 nucleotides long. RefSeq names its product tsukushi small leucine rich proteoglycan homolog (Xenopus laevis) (gene tsku). The record is from RefSeq and is a predicted model, not a curated record. Lineage: Eukaryota; Metazoa; Chordata; Actinopteri; Clupeiformes; Clupeidae. Gene Ontology annotation, cellular component: extracellular matrix. Gene Ontology annotation, molecular function: protein binding.
CCCUUAAAAGCCUGCUCUGUUACAUUCCACAAAGUUUAUAAAGGAUCAACGUGUCGUGGUGUUCAACCCUAGUUAAACCCUGUACUAAUAGUUAAAUUCACCUUGACUGUCAUGCUGAUGAAUGCAAUAGGAUACUGGAUUUACUUUAUAAAGAUGCUUUGUGUAGGCUUUUUGUGGAGUAGACAUUGAGAAAUUAGUUUUAUUUAUUCAUUCAUUCAUUCAUUGAAUGAUUGAUUGAUUUGGAGUUAGUCACUUUAGCAUGUUCCAUUGAAUAGCUGAAAGUAGCUCUUCAAACUGAAGGCUGAGUUCACCUUGCCUGUGGCAUAAUAAACAUAUUGUGUAAGAGAACAGUGCGUGCCAAAGGCCAGUGGAUUGUGUGAGUUUGCCGAUACGCUAACUUUGACCUGCUGUGAAGGCCAGUCAAGUUCAUGCUGCCUCUCUCAGUUCCACCUGCAGUAACCUGAGGUACCAUGCUGUUCUUCCUGGGUGUGAGUGUCCUGACAGUGCUGUCCCAUGGCGUGGCGGGAGGGCAGACGUGCCAUCCUCAGUGUCGCUGUGAAGUGGAGAGCUUCGGUCUGUUUGACAGCUUCAGCCUGACCAAGGUGGACUGCAGUGGGGUGGGACCCGGCACCGCCCCCAUCCCCAUCCCACUGGACACCUCUUUCCUGGACUUGUCCUUUAAUGCUGUCGGUGCCAUUUCAGACGCCAUGCUAACUGGACCGGGCUACACCACCCUUGUGAGCCUGGAUCUCAGCAACAAUGCCAUUAGCAAAGUGGGUGCUAAGGCCUUCUCCAAGCUGCGCUACCUGGAGACCUUAGACCUGAGCCACAAUGCCCUGGAGGACCUCCCUGAGGGCUGUUUUACAGGACUUCCCUUAGCAGAGGUAGAUUUAAGCAAUAACAGAUUUCAUGAGUUCAGCCUUGAUGUUUUCACCACCAAGGGCCAAGAGAAGCCCUUGACCGUUGACCUGUCGAACAAUUUAAUAACAGCCAUCACUACAAAAGCACAGGGACCUUCUCUGUCCAUUAAAAGCCUGGUGCUGGCAGACAACAGACUGAGGGCCGUCCCUGAUCUCUCAGGCCUUCCUCUGCGCUAUCUGGUAUUGGAUGGGAACUGGAUCUCUGUCAUAAAGGAGGGGGCUUUUCAGACUUUCAGGGAUCUCUCGUAUCUUAGCCUCAGUGGCCUUCCAAAGCUCUCACUUAUCGAGCCUCUGAGCUUCCGAGGUUUAGAAAACCUGCAGGUUCUGGAUCUUUCCAAUAACAAGAAGCUGAAAUCACUGAGCCCAGAGGUCUUUAGCAGUCUGAACUCCUUACAGGAGCUCAAUUUGUCCAACUCUGGAAUGACACAUCUGCCUAGUACCAUUCUGAGCUAUUUGCCAAAUAUCAAAAGCAUAACUCUCAGCCCAAACACGCACUGUUGGAAGACAUUGAAACAGGGCCAGUUUCACAGGCAGAUUGGAGAAGCCAAAAAUGAUUAUGUAAUAUCCUGUGAUGAUAUCAGCUCUGUGCCUCUCAAUCCUGUUUUGUGAUGAUAUCAGCGCUGUGCCUUGCAAACCUUUUUUGAGAUAUCAGCAACUUACAACUUUUGACCGAAGACAACUAAUCCACCAGCUGCUUGGGCAGUGCCUUGGCUGAACUUCCUAACCCCUCCCAAACUUGACAAGGAAUAUCAUGGUAUGAUGAUACUCUUUACUCAUGGCAUGUAUUUUGCACACUUCACAUUUAAGUGACCAAGAAUACUGAUCUUUUUAAUUACUUUUCAUGUGGUCAAACAUGUUAUGACGAUACAUUAGAGGCUUAUUCGUUAUUCUAUCUUUUUUGACAGUAUUUCCUAACCACCUGCAUCUUGUGGAUUAUGCUGUUGAAAACAUUCCAUGUUGUGGAAGUAUGAGCACCAGUAUGUUCGGAUGUGUCUGUUCUUUAACCAACAUUUGAAUGCCAAAGGAACAUUCUAAAUGUAGUGGCUACCCAGUGGAGAUGCUUAGGGGAAAGAUGCCCAGGCCAACUGCUGGGAGGUGAGAAUGGAUGGAUGCUAGACUUGACAAGGUUGCUAGAUCAAUGUUGAAGAGUAUCAGAACAACAUGCUUUGAAUGCACACAGAUGCAGUAGUCUUGGUGUCAUGAUGCUCUGUGUAAACUGGACCCAUAUCAGGUCCUGCUCAUGGGCAGUGCCAGCUCUCUCAGAGGGAUGAUGCCAUGAAGAUGACCAUCAGAUGGCGUCACUCAUUCAUACCUUUACAUUGAAGAAAGAAGAGAACAGAAUGAUUCCAGUUAUUAGUGCUAAAUAUGACCACAGUAUUUAGGUGGACAUGAUUGUCUUUUCUCCAUCUCUUUUGUGAUUUUCUCUGCCUGACAGAGACUGAGGUAUUGUGUUGUGUUGCACAUUCUUUCAGAAUAUUUUCAUUUUUUUAUGAAAAAAUGAUAUAAGGGCUAUGGCUAUAGAGGUUCACAGUAUGCGUGUAGGUGUUUCUAUCAUGUCGACUGAUGUUCCUACAGUGUGUGUGUGUGUGUGUGUGUGUGUGUGUGUGUGUGUGUGUGUGUGUGUGUGUGUGUGUGUGUGUGUGUGUGUGUGAGAGAGAGAUCAUGUUUAAUACAACACGUUUCAGUGGAAUUGUCUGCUUGUAUGUACAGAAGUAUGUAUAUGAAGUAUUGGAGAAUUUAAACUUUUCACUGAUGGCUGAUCAUUCACAACCACUUGCAUUGACUGUGAAACAAUUUCCAUUGCCAUUAUAACUCUGUGCCUUUCAUUUGUACUACGCAGAUGAAUAGCAGGUAAUAACAGCAGCAUUUCCUAUGAUUUUUAAAGAUGUGAAAAACUAUUUUGAUUCUUAUGUAAAAAAAAAAAAGAAAGAAAGAAAACCAAUGAGACAAUCUGUUUUAUUCAUCCAAUGUACACCUUGUCAUUUAACUGUUUGUAGGCUGCCUUUGUUUAUAAAUAAAUAAAUAAACAACAUGUCUUCCCA